Molecule: messenger RNA, 1056 nt
Organism: Ogataea philodendri
Lineage: Eukaryota; Fungi; Ascomycota; Pichiomycetes; Pichiales; Pichiaceae
Exons: 2
Coding region: 1-1056 (351 amino acids)
Biological process (GO): protein transport
Molecular function (GO): protein binding
Source: RefSeq, a predicted model, not a curated record
AUGGACUAUAUAAGUGUUUUUGUGACAUCUGACCUCACAUCUUCUGAGAGAAGGAUUUCACUGAAUUGGACGGUCGACCAUUUACGCCAACGGCUUGAGUGGAUUACAGGAAUUCCUGGGCCGGACCAGAUUAUUUACAUAUACCGUACAGGAAACACAAGUGAAAGACAAAAGAUAGCUGAGACUGACACACAUAAUACUCUAACUACUUACAGCAUAGUUCCGCAUACUCGUAUCCAUGUUGAUUCCAAAGAUACCAACUCUGUAGUGAACGAUCUAGAAAAAGACUUUCAAAACAAUUCCGACUCUACAGAACACUAUCGUAUAACCGAGGAAAAGUACAGAAAGUUGGAUAACUCCGUUUUGCGAUGGAAGCAGAACAAUAAUCUAGGUGAAUACGAUCGAAACUACGCACUUAAGAGAGACAAGUACCUUCAAGAAAAUGCUGAGUUGUCAAAGCAGUUUCAUGUAGGUCAGGGUUGCUCUGUGUUGACUUCGUCUACUGAUACCUCACCUAUAUCAGAGAAAAGAGGAGUUAUACGAUUUAUUGGCAAAGUGGAAGAGAUUGAUGAGGGAUUUUGCGAGUGGAUUGGAAUUGAACUUGACAACAAAUUGGGUAAAAACGAUGGAUCGAUUAGGGGAUCUAGGUUCCUUUUGAGCAUGUUCGAUCUUAAUAAUAUCUACGAGAGCUUUACGCAAGAAUUUGACAUCUUCAAGAGUCUUCGCUUGGUGGUAAUAAUAGGUGGUUAUAUUUUCUUCAGGCAGCGAUACUUGGCGUUCAUGAAGCAGUAUCAGGUGAAAAAGAAGCUUGAAGAAGAUCGGAACAAUAAGUCGAAUGAACUGAUAGAACGACCUGGUGAAGGACACCUGGAUGAAGCCGUUUCCAGUGGCAUUUCUGCAAGCGAUGGAAGAUGGGGUUGGGGAAAGCGGACUCGGAAUAAAGUUAAAUCGCAGCAGAAAUUAUUACAAAGUCAGUUGGAGUAUGCAGCCACAAAGAGCACCAAUGAUGCGACCUCUGAUAGCGAUGAUGAAAUAAAUGAGCUUCUUGAGGAAUGA